AUGGACUCAUGUGGUUUGAACCAAACGGAAAUGAUUAACCAAACUACUGGCGUUAAAGGAGAGACUAAUAAACAAAAAGAUAAAGGAGUUGGUGAAGAUGGGAUACAAAGAUCUGAAUGUAAAGGUUGUACAAAAGUAUUAAAAUCUGGGGGUAAAGAAUAUGGAACUUCGUCAUUAAGGCGACAUAAAGAUAGAUGCAAAAUGUUGAAAUUGAGGUUCAAACAUUUUGAACAAAUGCAUUUUGAUCUUCAAGGAAAAAUGAGGUCCAAGUUUAAUCAAAAAGUAUAUCGUGAGAUGUUAGCUGAAGCAAUUAUUGAACAUGAUAUGCCAUUUUCAUAUGUUGAGUAUGCUGGUUUUAGGAAGCUUGCUUUGUAUUUGAAUCCUGAAAUUCCUAUUAUCUCUAGAAAUACACUUGUGUCUGAUGUUAACAAAGUUUACAUAAGGGAGAAAGGUUUGAAAGUUGUGAGUGGUGGUGGUGGGUCAUUGGAUAGAAUUAGAGAAUCUGUGAAAUAUGUCAAAAUGACCGAGAGUAAGAAGAAAACUUUUGUGGAAUGUAUAAAUGAAGUAGGUAAUAUUGAUACUAGUAUUGGCUUGAGAAUGGAUGUGUCAACUCGUUGGAACUCUACAUAUUUAAUGUUGGAUAGUGCAAUUAAAUACAAAAGGGCUUUUAGUACUCUCCAAUUGAAUGAUAGGAAUUAUAAGCAUUGUCCUUAUACUGAAGAUUGGAAAAGAGCUGAGAGACUAUGUGAGUUCCUCAAACCAUUUUAUAAAAUUACCAACUUAAUUUCUGGCUCUUCUUAUCCUACAUCAAACUUGUACUUUAUGCAAGUUUGGAAGAUUGAGAGAAUGUUGAAAAAUGGUUUGCAUGAUGAAGACUCAUUGAUAAGUGACAUGUGUAGAAGGAUGUUAGGCAAAUUUGAAAAGUAUUGGAGUGAAUAUAGUGUAGUGCUUGCUUUUGGGGCUGUCCUUGACCCGCGGUUAAAGCUUACUAUGUUGGGGCGUUUGUAUGAUAAGGUGGAGGAAGAUCCUAUUAAAUGCCAAGAGAAAAUGUCACUUUUGAAAAGAAAAUUGUACAAGCUUUUUGAUCAAUAUGUUAUUCCUAGCAAGUCGGGUACUUCACUCUCAGAUUCUUCUAAUGCCAUGCAUUCAAAAAUGCAAAGUCAAGCAGGGAUCAAAAAUAAAGGGAAAGGGCUUUUUGAUGAUAUUAAAGAUCUUAGUAGUGAACCUGUCAGAACUGUUGAAAAAUCUGAAUUAGACCGCUAUUUGGAUGAAGGAUUGUAUGAAUUAGCAUAUCAUGAAGAUUUGAAUGUCUUGGAUUAUUGGAAAGGUCUUGCUCAUGUAUAUCCAAACCUUUCGUUGAUGGCACGUGAUGUAUUGGCUAUUCCUAUCACUACUGUUGCAUCAGAGUCUGCGUUUUCUAUUGGUGCUCGUGUGCGCACAAAAUACAGAAAUAGUAUGUUACCUGAGAAUGUGCAAUCACUUAUUUGCACUCGUAAUUGGUUGCAUGGUUUUAGUCUUGACGAUGAAGAAGGAUUAGAAGGCUCUAAUGAAGACUCAAAUGUUGUCCAAAUCAAUGAUGAUAGAGAUCAAGGAGAAGAAGACCAUGAUAUUGAUAUGAAUGAUAUAAUGGUUGAUGAAUGUUGA
Molecule: messenger RNA, 1644 nt
Organism: Ipomoea nil (Japanese morning glory)
Lineage: Eukaryota; Viridiplantae; Streptophyta; Magnoliopsida; Solanales; Convolvulaceae
Product: zinc finger BED domain-containing protein RICESLEEPER 2-like
Exons: 5
Coding region: 1-1644 (547 amino acids)
Molecular function (GO): DNA binding; protein dimerization activity
Source: RefSeq, a predicted model, not a curated record